This is a messenger RNA of Thalassophryne amazonica, 2197 nucleotides long. Its product is annotated as peripheral myelin protein 22-like. The record is from RefSeq and is a predicted model, not a curated record. Bases 168 to 638 code for a protein of 156 amino acids. The transcript has 5 exons. Gene Ontology annotation, cellular component: plasma membrane. NCBI's taxonomy places the organism in Eukaryota, Metazoa, Chordata, Actinopteri, Batrachoidiformes, Batrachoididae.
CCUCUCUCUCACACACACACACACACACACACACACACACUGACACUCACAUCUGGAAUAGUAACUGCAGAGGAAAGAAGCAGCACAACUCUUCACUUUUUCCUCCUCGGAAACUUUACUUAGUUUCAGCUGUUUUUUUUUUUUUUUAAUUUACUAUCUGUUUGACAAUGUUGCUCGUCCUGUUGGGAGUGCUCAUCUUGCACCUCAUCAUCCUAAUUUUUCUCAUCGUCUCCACGGCAGCCAGCACCUGGUCUGUAGAUGCCGGUAGGUCGACAUAUCUGUGGACCAAUUGUGCGACAAUUAAUGGAGGCUACCGCUGUGUGUCGGCUGGAAAUGAAGACUGGAUCCAGGCAGUUCAGGCCCUCAUGAUCCUGGCUGUGCUCUUCUGCUUCUUCUCCCUCAUUGCCUUCAUGUAUCAGCUGUUCCGCCUGGUCAAGGAUGGGCGCUUCUUCUUCACAGCCAUCUUCCAGAUCUUGGCUAGUCUGUUUGUGAUGUGCGCCGCAAUCAUCUACACCGUGAUGAAGCCGGACGACAGCCCACAAAUGUCUUACGGCUACGCGUACGUGCUGGCCUGGGUGGCGUUCCCCCUCUGUCUCAUCAGCGGCCUCAUUUACAUCAUCAUGAGAAAGAAAGAAUGAGAAGAGGCGCAGAGGAGGAACGAGGAGGAGCCGCUUGGCGACGCCUCCGCGCCACAUCGCACUGUGCCUACUGCCCACAGACCGGAGAUGGACAUCCAACCAGGCAACAAAAGUGCACAUGUCACUCACUAACAGCGAGGACAUACUCCUUACUGCUGGGAACUUUUUGGUGGGGGGCUGAAAAUACCUGUUUGCUUUCUGACUUUUAACAGCGUGCACGUGACGCGUCACAGCGGUGAUGGUGUGUCUUCGCAACGUUUGUUGGUGACAUGUUGAUUUUUGUUGCAUGCCGGCGUUCCGCUUCCACAAACCCAUCAUGUGACAACCAACCAUCCUGUCUCGCUUCAGUCCUCAGAUGUACAGUGUCUGUGGUUUUUAGACAUAUUUAUAAUGUUUUUGUUUGUUUGUUUUUGUACAUAGUGUUCUUCUGCUCAUUAACAUUAUUGUUUGUCACUCACAUGUCAUGCAGCUGUGCCAAAGAAAUGCUUAACUGCUUUUGUUUUGUUUUUUUUUGCAAGGGGUGUGUGUGUGUUUGUGUGUGUGUGGCGGGGGUUUGGGUGGGUGGGUGGGGGGGGGGUGAAUGAAUGUGUUAAAUAACUUAGCCAGCGUACUUUUACUUACAUACGCAUUCUUCUUGAAGGAAUUGAGAAAAUCCUCCAAAAUAAUAAAAGUACUAAUGAAGUUUGGUUUUUUUUGUUGUUGUUGUUGUUGUUGUUUAGGUUUUUUAUUUUGUUUUUGUUUUUUUGUUUGUUUGUUUUUUUUAAUUAUUGUCAUACUUGAUAUCCCAAAAAUAAAUUUCGCAUUUCAUCUAGUUUUAAAGAAAUGGUGCUUUUACUUGUUCUCUCUCUAUUUAAUAAAACAAACAUCUAUUCUUAAAAUGUAUAGCCUUUACUUUGUACUGUCUAAUGUCCUGUGUUUCAUUUGUACAAUCCUAAGUUUGCGUUUGCGUUCCUACCAGUAUUCUUCGAAAUAAACUUGUUCAAAUAAACUUUUUGUCACUUUUGAAAAGUUUAGUUUUAACUCGGAAAUGGUUGACUGCAGUAGCUCAGCCGCACCACGCGGUGGUGCUGUGACGCAGCAUGAGCGCUCUGGCAGUUUUGCACGUGGUUUCACACCAUAAAAUUCACCUUCUUCAAGUUUCUGUCUAUGCAGCCAAUGAAAUGGUUUUAUAGACACUAAAAUUAAUAGACUUUCAGAAAGCUGAUCAUUCAGUGGGUAAUUAAAACACAUUCAUAAGGAUGUUUUCUUGGUAUAUAUUAGUGACAUCACAUCCAUAGGGGCCUUCACAGCAGUUUAAUAGUUUGCCUUUUUUUUCUCCAUGGAUCUUAUAUACAUUUCUUAAUUUUACAUAUUUCAUGUCACUUUGUAGUUGGAUGUGCAGCUUCCUGUUUGUCUGCACUUUUAUUUGGACAAAUUUCAACAUCUUUCUGUCUAACUGAAGUCAUUACAGUUUGUGCUUUGUAAAAUGUGCUGACAACGGUCUGUUGACUGAAAUGUGCAUAGUUUUUAAUGAUUUGUUUAACCUUUUUUUGUAUGCUCAAUAAAAUUUACAUAUGUAA